UCACUGUGAAAAUAUCUUCCUUCAUCUUUUCCCCUAAUUCCUUCUCUGUCCCCAAUUCGAUUCGAUGGGUUCUUCUGAUGUUGAGUACCGUUGCUUCGUCGGAGGUCUUGCAUGGGCCACCGAUAGCCAAGCUCUCGAGCAAGCUUUCUCUAAGUUUGGUGAAAUCACUGAUUCCAAGGUGAUUAACGAUCGUGAAACUGGACGAUCAAGAGGUUUUGGUUUUGUGACAUUCGCUGAGGAGAAAUCGAUGAGAGAUGCAAUUGAGGAGAUGAACGGUCAGGAUAUUGACGGCAGGAAUAUUACUGUGAAUGAAGCUCAGUCCCGUGGUAGUGGUGGAGGAGGUAGAGGUGGUGGCGGCGGUGGUUAUGGUGGCGGCGGUGGUUAUGGAGGAGGCGGUGGUGGAUAUGGAGGAGGCGGUGGUCGUCGUGAUGGUGGAUACAGCAGAAGCGGUGGUGGUGGAGGCUAUGGGGGAGGAGGCGAUCGUGGAUAUGGUGGUGGAGGUGGUGGUGGUUAUGGUGGAGGUAGGGACCGUGGAUAUGGAGGUGGAGGUGGUGACCGUGGUUAUGGUGGUGGAGGUGGCGGUGAUCGCUACUCUCGUGGUGGUGGUGCUGAUAGCGGUGGAAACUGGAGGGAUUAGAAAAUUAGGUCUUCAGUUUGGUGGUUUAUGAUUAUGAAUGUUGUCAUGUUGAAUUAGUUUGAUUUAGUUGGUUGAAUUUAGUGUUUUGGCUAUGAUAUUUGUUCUGUUAUGGUUUAGUUUUGCUUUGUCGUGUUUUUGGUCCUGAAUCUGGUUUUGUAUAAACGAUUGAUUGAAAAGGAUAAUGAAAAAUUGGAUUCAACAAA
Molecule: messenger RNA, 840 nt
Organism: Medicago truncatula (barrel medic)
Lineage: Eukaryota; Viridiplantae; Streptophyta; Magnoliopsida; Fabales; Fabaceae
Product: glycine-rich RNA-binding protein GRP1A
Exons: 2
Coding region: 65-637 (190 amino acids)
Molecular function (GO): RNA binding
Source: RefSeq, a predicted model, not a curated record